UAUUUAGUUUUUAUGAUUUAAUUUAAUGUUUUUCAUUUUCACGCGUUGUCUAACUGUCCAUUGUAAAUUCAUUCAAUGAUUGGUCACAAAGAUUACGCCAGUGUCUGAUGGCCAAUUAAUCAAUUAUUCCGUGGACGACUAUAUUACAGAUGAAUGCGCGCUAGCAGCUGGUCAAACCACUUGUCUGCGGCAUCAAAUAAUGCAUACGCUGUGUUUUAUGUGUGUUGUACCAUGUAUAACCAGAUGAACAUAUUUUUGGCCUCGUCUGUAUUAUAUUUAAUAAACUGCUGUGCAUAUUAAUUUCGAUCACAGCAAAUCACACAACAGAGAUGGGAGCCUUCAUUUCCAAACCCAAAACAAAACUUACUCGAAUUGAACAACUGGAGAACAUGGACAAGGAAAUUAAAGAACUGAUGGACUUUCAAGCCAAGAAUCAACGCCUGCAGAGGCUUUGGGUGGGUAGGCUGCUGGUCUACUCCUCAGUCCUCUACCUCCUCACUUCUCUCCUUGUCUACUGCGUGUUUCUGCCUGAACGCUGGCUGCAGCGCUUCACUAUGGCUUUGCCCUUCUUUGCAUAUCCAGUCGUGGUGUGGUUUAUCCGGAAGCUCCUCAUUUUCCUUUUCUCCAAACGAACUGAAUCCAACAAUGAUAAAUUGGAGGAGUUAAAAUUGUCCAAAAAGAAACUGGUAAGUUUUGUCAUGUCAAGAACAAAGUUUUCGCUGCAGAUUACAUACCACUUUAUGUUGUACUGUUUGUUGGUAAAGCUGGAGGAAGUGAUGGAAAAUGAGACAUACAAAAAAGCCAAACAGAUCCUGGAGCGAUUUGAUCCUGAAGCCGUUAAAAAACAAAAGGAGCCUCAGUCAUCCCCGGGACCAUCUCCUGGCACAGUGCUUCGUCAGAGAGGAGUGCCCGUCACAGCCAUGCCUAUGGGCGCAGCUGUGCCUGGGGCUCCAGGAGGGCCCCCAGAGAGAUUGGUUCUGUCUUCCUCUGUCGUCCAUGGGCCACUACCUGGACCCCUCUUCUCUCCUAGACCAGGAGGAUUGCACCCUCCGGGGCCUCCUCUUGCUCGCCCCAUUUUGCCCCAAGAACGAGGGACACUGGACAGAGUGGUGGAGUACUUGGUUGGAGAUGGCCCUCAGAAUCGAUAUGCACUAAUAUGUAAACAGUGCUUUUCUCACAAUGGUAUGGCUCUGAAAGAAGAGUUUGAAUUUCUGGCAUAUCGAUGUGCAUACUGUUACUUCAUGAAUCCUGCAAGGAAGACACGCCCACAGGCACCCAGGCUGCCAGAAUUCAGCUUUGAGCGAAAGAUGAGAGCAGAAGGAUGUUCACCGCCCUCUUGUGGCAACCCUCCUAAUACAGAUGAAGAUGAGAUUGGAGAAGACACAACUAGUGAGAAAGAAGUGAGUGACAGCGAGGAGCAUGAGGCAGAGGUUCAGUUGAAAGAAGAUCCUUGUCCUAGCAGCUCAGCUCCUGAGUCCCAACUGGAAAUGGGACAGGCUGAACCAGAGACACAGUAGACCAGAGACAGUUUAGUUGUGUUGUGUUUUUCCAUUCCUUCAAAGACCAACUGUAUUUGCUUAGUUGCUUGCUGUUCGCCUCACCCACAGUUUACUUCUCAUAAGAACAAACUCAAAAGAUCUGCUCUAUGAUUUAAUCUUCAGUCACCAUUUGAUAAAUUAAAUAGCUGUUUUUAGAAGUGUUUAUGUUUCUGUAUUCUACAAGUAUUAUCAGUAAAACUAGAAAAUUCUGAUGGAAAAAUUCUCAAGCAGCUCGAGCUAACAUCCUUGUUGAACCUUAGUAUAAACAGUCCUGGGGGAAUGAAGGGUUACAACGUGUAUACAGCUAAGAAUAAAUUACAACUUUUAGUCGCCUGUUUUAAAAUGGCACUCCUUUCAGUUUUUGCAUCUGAACUUUUCAUUUGAUGAAACUGGAUAAGAUGUUACAUCUAUCACAACAUAUUGUACACAGCAACAAGCAAAAAGACAAGAUAUCCUCACAGAUGCCACUUGUAUGCACUUUUUUCUGUUUUGUAUUUAUUUGAAUCACUAUUUAUUAAUUUUAAGGUUUACUGUUUAUUGUUGUAUAUAUACCUUCUUGCACAGAUAUAAUAACUUGUGUCUAAUUCUUGGCUUGCACUUUUUUUUGCCAUGUUUUUGUCCAUUUUGGACUUCAUAAUCUGAUAUGAAAAAUCUUAAGUAUUUUUUUACUUCUUGGAAUAAUGCCAAAUGUUUGCAAUGUACAGUCUGGUAAUCCGCUCUCAUUGAGUUUUCUUGCUCAAAAGACAUCACGUCAUGUUUCCAAUUUCCUGUUUAAUAACACUAAAACAGUUUAUGUUUUUUAAGUUAUGGUGCAUAUAUUUUUCAAGAAUAUGUAUUUAUUGUUUGAAUAAUUUGCCUUUUUUCUACAUUUGCACCUGAAUUUUUACAUCAAAUACAAUACUUGUGCUUGAGAAACAAAUACAAUACAAAAAACCAAAAGAAUAAAAACAUGUCAUCUCAGAAGCUGA
Messenger RNA from Boleophthalmus pectinirostris (great blue-spotted mudskipper), 2506 nucleotides. Its product is annotated as endoplasmic reticulum junction formation protein lunapark-B-like. Bases 330 to 1517 code for a protein of 395 amino acids. The transcript has 13 exons. NCBI's taxonomy places the organism in Eukaryota, Metazoa, Chordata, Actinopteri, Gobiiformes, Gobiidae. Gene Ontology annotation, cellular component: endoplasmic reticulum tubular network. Gene Ontology annotation, biological process: endoplasmic reticulum tubular network organization. The record is from RefSeq and is a predicted model, not a curated record.